Gadus chalcogrammus (walleye pollock) is the source of this 1959-nucleotide messenger RNA. RefSeq lists its product as uncharacterized. The coding region runs from base 32 to 1306 and encodes 424 amino acids. Lineage: Eukaryota; Metazoa; Chordata; Actinopteri; Gadiformes; Gadidae. The record is from RefSeq and is a predicted model, not a curated record. The transcript is spliced from 6 exons.
UGCAUGACAGCUGGACAAAUUGCUGAGAGCAAUGCACACAUUGUUUCACAAUACGCCUGCCAGGAGAGAGGAUUACAUCACUGUAACCAAGUCCAGUGUGUUCCCUCGAUCUUUCUGUGCCCAUCGUUGGGUAGAAAACCUUCCGGUUGUGGAGAGAGCCCUGGCAUUCUGGCCAUCACUUCUCCUGUACAUGGAAGCUGUGAAAACAAAGAGACUCCCGAACCCUGGAACAGCAUCAUAUGACACAGUUGCAGCAGCCAUAAAGGAUCCACUCAUCUUGGCCAAAUUGCAGUUCUACGCAGCACUUGCCAGGACCUUCAAUCCCUUCCUGAAAAAAUAUCAGACGGAUGAGCCUGUGCUCCCAUUCCUCCCCAAGGACCUGACCGAGUUGAUGAUGAGUCUACUCAGACGCUUCAUAAAGAGAGAAGUACUACACGAUAUCACUGCCCUGCAGCUGACCAAACUGGAUGUCACAGACAAGACCAUCUGGCUCAGCCCACAAGACAUCAGCAUUGGUCUAGGUGCAGAGUCAGUCCUUAAGAUGGUGUGCCUGGAUCCGUCAGUAAUGUAUAGAGAACCAGAAAGAGGCAGGAAUCACAUGAAAGGGCUGGUUCAAAAGUUUCUCCAGGACAAACAGCUUACUGAUACUUCUUCGGUGGAUGUCAUACUGCAGCAGUUUGACAGUCUCCUGUCCUUGGAGAGCCGGAGUGAGGACUUCCUCUCCUUUCAACCCAUGCAGAAGAGGCUGGACAUCUUCCUGAGCAGUGCCAUGGAGCCUUAUCCCGAGCUGUGGGCCUUCUUCAAGAAGCUGCUCAUCCUCUCCCACGGUCAAGCUACAGUUGAGCGUGGAUUCUCAAUCAAUAAAGAGGUGGAGUCGGAUAACUUGGAGGAGGAUACUGUGGUCACACAGAGACUGGUGUGUGACUACAUCAUACAACAUGGAGGUGUUACCAAGGUUCCACUCAGUAAACCGCUACUGGCAAGUGUAGCAAGGGCAAGGACAAGGUAUCGUUUGGAGACCAAAAGAAAGAACAGGGAGGCAAAAUACCAGGCUCUCAAGAGGAGGGAAGCAGAGGACUGUCUUGAGGAGCUGAAGGUUAAGAGGAGACGUGUACAGGAGGUAUCUGAGGGUCUGGCUAGGGAUGCGGACAGGAUGGCUGAGGAGGCUGAAGCGAAGGCAGGGAGCAAGAUGGCUGGCCUGAUCACCAGGUCAAACAUCCUGCGGAGAGGCCAUAAGGAGAAGUUGGCAGAACUGGCUCUCCUUGAUAAAGAGAUCGCUGCUAAGAGUGCAGAGCUUAGGAGUUGACUGUGUGAUCAUAAUUUUAUUUAUUGUUGAGUUGAUUUUCAUUGCUUAUUGUUCAGGAGUCUUGGCUGUUGGCGUAAGUACAAACUACUAUAAUGCAAUGUUCCAUCAGUCCAUAAUGCUUUACAGUCCACAUUUUCACAUUUGUUUGAGGAAUAAAUGAACAAAUUUUGAACAAACUUUGUCGGUAGGUCUGUGAAAUAGGCCGUGAAAUAGGUAUUACGUUUUUAUAUAAGUGGUCUUAAAAGGCACUUAAAAAGACUUGAAGAAACCUGUAGGAACCCUGAUACCGCAAUGCCAUUGAGGAGCGCAAACAGGGACCCACUCUCAAUAACAAUCUGGGUUGUGUUUGCAAGCACCAGAUUUAGUACAUGUGCGUAGCACCAUACAUGCACCUGGUUCGGAGAUUGUGCAGACAACAGUGAUGAGAAUCCUUUUUAUUUGCCUUGCAUGUUUGAUGCCCCAUCAGUCGCAUUUCCAAUGCACAUGGUCUUGCUGAGGCCCAUUUUGUCCAGAACUUCUGACAGCAUGUCGACAAAGGCCUGUCCAGUGGAUGAACUGCACUUCAGCACUGCAACAAGCCUCUCAUGAACAACAUCAGUAACAUACCUCAUAAUUAUAGAGCAUUGAUCUUGAGAGGUGAUGUCCUGCGUUGU